CAGACAGACCGAACGAUGUGGGAGUGUUGUUAUAACGCAGUUCGGCGUCUGCAAGGUAUAUGACGGAUUCUGCUUCAUAAACAACACAACUCUACAGGUCCAGCAUGCCUCUGGGCGACAUGAGGACACCCCUGCUGUCCGACUCAUUUGACGCCCCAGAAGAACCCCUGCCCUGUGACCCGGGAAACCCCACAGUGGGCAUCCUAGGUUCAGGCGAUUACUCCCGCUCCCUGGCUGUGCGAUUAAUUGCCUGUGGAUAUAGGGUAGUGGUCGGCAGCCGUAACCCAAAGCAUAUAGCCACGGGACUGUUUCCUGAUGGGGUUCAGCUUCUCACACAGCGGGAGGCGAUGGUUGGCACAGAGAAGGUUGUCUUUGCUGCUCUCUACCCAGAACACUACCACACCCUGGUGGGGUUGAGGGAUGUGCUGGCUGGGAAGGUGCUGGUGGAUGUGAGCAACGCCACCAGGCUUAACAGUGGAGAGCCGUCUAACGCUGAGAGGCUGGCGGAGCUGUUCCCAGAGAGCAGAGUGGUGAAGGGCUUCAAUGUGGUCUCAGCCUGGGCCCUGCAGACUGGAGCUCACGACGGCAGCAGGCAGGUCCUGAUCAGCAGUGACUGUCCUGAGGCCAAGAGAACUGUGAUCCAGCUGGCUCGCUGUAUGAGUUUCCUGGCCGUGGACAUGGGAGGCCUUGCUACCUCUAGGCACAUCGAGGACGCCCCCCUGCGCCUCUUCCCAUCCUGGGGCGGCCCCCUAAUGGUCACCUUCCUCCUCAUCCUCUUCUUCUAUGGCUACAACUUCCUGCGUGGCGUUCUCAUGCCCUACCUGUCCCGGGGGCAAAACAACUUCUACCAGCUGCCCCUGGAGACAGUGAACGAGACGCUGCCAGCAGUGGCCCUGGUGAUCCUGGCGCUGGUCUACCUGCCGGGACUGUGGGCUGCCGCGCUGCAGCUGGUCCGGGGCACCAAGUACAGCCGAUUCCCCGGCUGGCUGGACCACUGGAUGGGGAGACGCAAACAGCUAGGCCUUCUGAGCUUCCUGUGUGCCGGGCUGCAUGCGGUCUACAGUAUGUGUCUGACCCUGCGCAGGGCUUCUCAAUACAGGCUGUUAGAUGCAGCGUACAGACAGGUGAAGGCGGGAGUGGAGCAUUCCUGGGAGGAGCCUCAGGCGUGGAGAUCGGACCUUUAUCUGUCCUCUGGCAUUCUGGGACUUGGUGUUCUGACUCUUCUGGCCAUCACAUCUCUACCCUCGGUGGGUAACGCCCUCAAUUGGAGAGAGUUCACCUUUGUACAGUCAGGGUUGGGGUACGCUGCCUUGACUCUCUCCAUCAUGCACACCCUCUUCUUCGGCUGGGACUUUGCUUUCUUCUCAUUUGCUUACCCUUACUACAUGCCCCCCACAUACCUGCUGGCACUGAUCCUGCCCUGUCUGGUCCUGGUGGGUCGGCUCAUCCUGGCGCUGCCCUGCCUGGCGUUCAGACUAGCAAAGAUACGUCGAGGCUGGGAGAGCCCAUGCCACCACCCUCCUCAGACCCAUGAGGACACAGCCAAUGGCGUGCUGCCCAGGGACUUGAGUGGUGAUGUGUGACGGUCCAAUCAAGUGUUAGAGACUCAGUGCAAAUCCAUUCUCUAGCUCUGAUGAAGGUUAUUUGCACAUUUGUCUGGCAGACACUAUGGCACUUUAAUGCCACACUAUUUGAAUCCGAAUAAGAAACAAACUCAAGAAAAGUGUUACUAUUUUUCUAGAAACUGAAAUACUUUAAAGUUACCUCACAGAACAAGUCCACUAUACAACUACCUUCUGUUAAGAUAAAUCAUGUAUGCUCUUUGUUUAACUGGGUUAAGAAACAUAAGAAAUAUGUAUAGCUGUCACAGUAUCAUAGCAAGCCAUUUCAUAUUUGACUAGACCUCUAAGCUUCUCUUGGGUGAAGGAGAAGAAUGUGACCACUUUCUGGUCAAUUUCAGCAUAUUAAAAAUCUCCAAACCCACUAUUCGACAAGAUUUACCAACCAGAAGUGCCUGGAUUGAGCCUCGACUGAGAAGCUGCACUUCACCCUGAAAUAGGAACAUUUUAUCUAGACAGAAGUCUGUAUAAGGGCAUUGGAUUAGUGUUAGAGACCUAGACAAUACAGUCAGUCUUUGCUGUUCAGCUGUGUGUUGCUGCUCUGUCGCUUCCAGACAGAGUCUGUGUGGAGCUCCAGUCCUAACAGCAUCAUUAUGUAAGGAGACUGGACACAUCAUCACAGUCACAAAACACGUAACUACUGUCAACCUGGGAAAUUAACAAUUAACUGAAGGAAAGUGUUUUCAGCGCACACAUAACGUGCGAUAUACACUCACCCCGUUUGUGAAAAUGGAUCGCUCCUACAGACAGUGAGUCACGUGGCUGCGGCUUGCUAUAUAAAGCAGGCAGACAGGCAUUGAGGCAGUCAGUUACUGUUUGAAUGAAAGUUAGAAUGGGCAAAACGAGUGCCCUAAGCGACUGAGCGUGGUAUGAUCGUGUGGGCCAGGUGCGCCGGAUCCAAUAUCUCAAAACGUCCGCACUCCUGGGCUUUUCACAUACGACAGUGUCUAGGGUUUACCGAGUAUGAUGCGACAGACAAAAAAUAUCCAGUCAGCGGCAGUCCUGUGGGUGAAAACUGCACAUUGAGAGGUUGAAGGAAAAUGUCAAGAAUCGUGCACACUAACAGGCGGGCCACAAACAGACAAAUAACGGCGCAGAACGGCAUCUCGGAACGCACUACUCGUUGAUCCUUGUCACAGAUGGGCUAUUGCAGCAGACAACUACACCGGGUUCCACGCCGAUCAGCUAAAAACAAGAAGAGUCUCCAGUGGGCACGCAAUCACCAACACUGGACAAUUGAGGAGUGGAAAAACAUCACCUGGUCUGACGAAUCCCGGUUCCUGUUGAGUCAUGUUUGUGAUACAUUUGUGUGUGUGUAAUGCAGUACCUUAUUUACUUGUAAAAACUAGAAUAAGCAAAGCUAGUGGUUUCUCUAUUGAAUAUUAACGCUUAUGUGCCAUAUUUGGACCCAUCUCGGCAAGGGGGGAAAUACUGCACUGUACUUAUGCAAUAAAUAUGUUUUUAGAUGUA
This is a messenger RNA of Coregonus clupeaformis (lake whitefish), 3089 nucleotides long. RefSeq names its product STEAP family member 3, metalloreductase (gene steap3). Lineage: Eukaryota; Metazoa; Chordata; Actinopteri; Salmoniformes; Salmonidae. Gene Ontology annotation, biological process: copper ion import. Gene Ontology annotation, cellular component: endosome; plasma membrane. The transcript has 5 exons. Gene Ontology annotation, molecular function: cupric reductase (NADH) activity; ferric-chelate reductase (NADPH) activity. The record is from RefSeq and is a predicted model, not a curated record. Bases 105 to 1583 code for a protein of 492 amino acids.